AUGCCACACACCAAAAACACCCGUUUCAGUGUUGCUGAUUUUAUGAAGAAGAGAAAGGAAGCAAGGCAAAAGGCAGUGGAGGAAUGUAGAGUGUUAAAAGCAGAGCUGUAUAGAAAUAAGAGGAAAAUUGACAGACUAGAAACAAAGGUUAGCGGAAAUUAGUAAGAUUAAACUUACAGUACUGUCAUAAGUGACACUGUGAACAUACAUGUGGUUAUUGAUAAACAAUUUCUAAUUUGUCAUUUCCUGCAGAUGAGAAAUAUUAAACCUGACACUUUUUUAAUGUAUUGAUUGAGUUUUUCUUCUUUUAUCAAAGGUCAGUGAUUCAAGGAUAGCAUUGGCAGAUAUAACUAACGGCACUCCAAAUAAUCAGGUGAGUAGCAACCCCCAAAAUAUUUUUUCAGCAACCAUUUUUUUAAGGGUGAUGGAUAAUAUUCAUUACCCCCUUUAUCUUUGAGGUGCUGAAAAAAUAAUAAAUAAUAAUUUUUUGCCUUUGCAGUUACAAUUGGGGAACACUGAUACCAGUGCACGAACAAGACCCCCAACUAUUUUGGUGGAUGGGAAAUCAAAUAUGCCACCAAGAACAGCUGCGAAAAGACGACAUGAAACACUGACACAUGCUUCUGCAAUCCAUGGCGGAUCUAAAAAUAACCCAGGUCCAGCCUUUGAUGGGAUGUUUGACACACUAGCUAAACGAUGUAAAGUAGAUAAAAUGAAAGAUUAUGUUCUGGGUCAGAAAACAUUAAAAGAGAAAGUAGCCUCAGCUAUGUUUAAAAAAAACGUGAAAGCUUUUGAAAGCUCUGCAGAAAAUGCAAAAAGAAGCAUUGCAGUUUUCUAUAGUAGUGGUGUAAUGGGAAAGCGAAAAUAUAAAUCUGUUCGAAUUUCAUUAUCAAUGAAGUCAAAUGAAACUACAAAGGGAAGAUCAGCUAUAAGUGUUAUGCCAAAGUGCCCAAUUCCAAAAUUAUUGCCAUAUGACAAGCUUGUGAAAGAAAUAAACGAAAUUGAGAUUGGAAAUGUGUACAGGUUCGAUGAAGAGUUUCCAGGGGCAAUCGGAGAUGAACUUACUCAAGGUUGUUUUCGAAAGUUAGUUGAGUACUUGCCACGCCUGGCAAAAUUCUACCUCAGAAAAGAUAGAAAGGAAGCCCUUCUGUGGUUUGGCAAAACUGAAGGCACUUUUUUAAUUGCUGUGGGUGGGGAUGGUUGCCCAUUCGGAAAGAAUGAGUCAGCUUGUUCUUUUUUGUUAAGUUUCAUGAAUGUAGGUAAACGAGUUGCAUCGAGCAAUGACAACUUUAUUAUUUUUGGUGGAAAUUGUGAGGAAACAUCACUUGUUGUGCGUAAGUAUUGUCAGUUCUUGUGCAAAGAAAUUUGUGAGAUAGAAAACAAAGUCUUUGAAAUUGAGGGCCUUCAUGUUACAUUCAAAUGUGCCGAGUUACCUAAUGACAUGAAAAUGUUGGCCAUGUUAGGUGGUGAACUAUCUAACAGUGCAAAAUAUUUCUCGUCCUUUGCAAAUGUGUCAAAAGACAACUGCACAGACCUGAAGGGGACAUUUGCAACUGAUAGCACAAGCUUAUGGCAUCCAUGGAAAUAUGAGGACAGAAUUAAAAUUGCAAAUGAGGUUGAGAAAUUUAAAAAAACCNAUCAAGAUGCCGCACAUGCACAGAAGCGUGUCACAGUCCCUUUAAGGCUGUAG
Porites evermanni is the source of this 1690-nucleotide messenger RNA. NCBI's taxonomy places the organism in Eukaryota, Metazoa, Cnidaria, Anthozoa, Scleractinia, Poritidae. The record is from the annotation of a GenBank genome assembly.